Danio aesculapii is the source of this 2346-nucleotide messenger RNA. It is a transcript of the gene snx6, whose product is annotated as sorting nexin 6. Gene Ontology annotation, cellular component: endosome. The record is from RefSeq and is a predicted model, not a curated record. The transcript is spliced from 14 exons. Gene Ontology annotation, biological process: intracellular protein transport. Lineage: Eukaryota; Metazoa; Chordata; Actinopteri; Cypriniformes; Danionidae. The annotation marks the transcript as partial. Gene Ontology annotation, molecular function: phosphatidylinositol binding.
ACUCCACCCGCAGCAGCCAUGAUGCAAGAAGGGCUGGACGACGGUCCCGAUUUCCUUUCAGAAGAGGACAGAGGACCCAGGGCGGUGAAUGUGGAUCUUCAGACUGACGCUACACUACAGGUGGACAUUUCAGACGCUCUGAGUGAGAGAGACAAGGUCAAGUUCACCGUCCACACAAAGAGCACUCUACCUAAUUUCAAGCAGAAUGAAUUUUCUGUGGUUAGACAGCAUGAAGAAUUUAUCUGGCUCCACGACUCGUUUGUGGAAAAUGAAGAAUAUGCAGGAUAUAUUAUUCCUCCUGCUCCUCCGAGACCAGAUUUCGACGCUUCACGGGAGAAGCUCCAGAAACUCGGAGAAGGUGAAGGAUCGAUGACGAAGGAGGAGUUCACCAAGAUGAAGCAGGAACUGGAGGCUGAAUAUCUGGCCAUCUUCAAGAAGACUGUGGCGAUGCAUGAGGUCUUUCUAUGCCGCGUUGCUGCCCAUCCUGUCCUGCGCAAAGACUUGAACUUUCACGUUUUCUUAGAGUACAACCAAGAUCUGAGUGUACGAGGGAAGAACAAGAAAGAGAAACUGGAGGAUUUCUUUAAGAACGUGGUGAAAUCUGCAGACGGGGUUCUGGUGGCUGGAGUGAAGGACGUUGAUGAUUUCUUUGAACAUGAGAAGACAUUCCUUUUAGAGUAUCACAACCGAGUCAAAGACUCCUCUGCCAAAUCUGACCGAAUGAUCAGGUCUCACAAAAGUGCAGCGGAUGACAUCAACAGAAUCGCCUCCACGCUCUACACUUUAGGAACUCAAGACUCCACAGAUCUGUGCAAAUUUUUCCUGAAAGUAUCAGAGCUUUUUGAGAAAACACGGAAAAUUGAAGCUCGUGUGGCGGCCGAUGAGGACCUGAAGCUUGCAGACCUGUUGAAGUAUUACCUCCGAGAGUCUCAGGCCGCAAAGGACCUGCUGUACAGACGAGGACGGGCAUUAGUUGACUAUGAGAAUGCUAAUAAAGCGCUGGACAAAGCCAGAGCUAAAAACAAGGACGUCCUUCAAGCGGAAACCACACAGCAAGUGUGCUGUCAGAAGUUUGAGAAAAUCUCUGAAUCUGCAAAACAAGAACUGAUAGAUUUCAAGACACGGCGAGUAGCGGCGUUCAGAAAGAACCUAGUGGAACUGGCAGAGCUGGAACUCAAACAUGCCAAGGGGAAUCUACAACUGCUGCAGAGCUGCCUGGGGGUCCUGAAAGGGGACACUUAGAUGCCCAAAGCGGGCUCUCCAUAGAGGGCUUGGUCCCUGCUUUGGUCUCAUCUUCAUUCGGAAGAUGGAGGAGAGAACAUAUAAUGGGGUCAGUUUGUCUAAAGAGACGUCUGUACUCACCACUACCAGAGACACCACACACUCCCUCCACAAACCCCAACAGAGAGGCAGUCCACUGUGGAAGAUCCACAUGAUACACAGCUUCAUUUAUUCACACCUUUUUGGCUUUUAAUUCUUCAUCCUUUCUCCAUGGGGUUCGCUUGUGUCACUCUUUGUUUCUGUUAACGUUUGUCUGCUUUGAUGCUUUGUUUUUUCAGUUUGUUUUUGUUGUUUUUUGUUUGUUCCAUUUUGUUUCGCUUGUUCUUUGUUUGUUUUUGUUCAGUUUUGUUGCACUUGUGUUUUUUCAGUUUUCUUACACUUGUUUUGUUAGUUUUUGUUUGUUUGUUUGUUGUUUUGCGCUUGUUUUUUUUGUUUGUUCUAUUUUGUUACGCUUGUUUUUUUUCAGUUUUGUUACACUUGUUUUGUUAGUUUGUUUUGCUUGUUUUUGUUCUUGUUCUGCUUGUUUUUUUGUUUGUUCUAUUUUGUUACGCUUGUUUUUUCAGAUUUAACACUUUUUGUUAGUUUUUUGUUAUGUUUUGUUUUACUUGUUUGUUUUUUGUUCUGCUUUUUUGUUUUUUGUUCCACUUUUUUCCCCUGAUUUCGUUUGCUUGUUUGUUGCUUGUUUUUUCCCCGUUUGUUUUUUCUGUUUUGUUGACACUUAUUUUAUUAUUGUUUUUGUUGUUGUUUUGUUUGUUUUUCUAUUUUGUUCUGCUUUUUUGUUCCACUUGUUUUGUUUUUUUCCCCUUAAUUUGUUUUGCUUGUUAAUUGUGUGUUUGUUUUUUGUUCAGUUUUGUUGCAAUUGUUUGUUUGUUUGUUUUUUCAGUUUUGUUAGCAGUUUUUGUUAGUUUUUUUUUUGUUUUUUUGUCUAUUUUGUUCAGCUUUUUUAGUUACACUUCUUUUUUUGUUGUUUUUGCCUUAAUUUGUCUCACUUGUUUGUUUGUUUUUGUCAAUUUAGUUGCACUUGAUUUGUUUCUCUUGUUUGUUGUUUGUUUUUAUUCAGUUUUG